This is a messenger RNA of Verticillium dahliae VdLs.17, 2082 nucleotides long. Its product is annotated as RNA polymerase I-specific transcription initiation factor rrn3. Gene Ontology annotation, cellular component: nucleus. NCBI's taxonomy places the organism in Eukaryota, Fungi, Ascomycota, Sordariomycetes, Glomerellales, Plectosphaerellaceae. The transcript has a single exon. Gene Ontology annotation, molecular function: RNA polymerase I core binding; RNA polymerase I general transcription initiation factor activity. Gene Ontology annotation, biological process: transcription initiation at RNA polymerase I promoter. The record is from RefSeq and is a predicted model, not a curated record. Bases 1 to 2082 code for a protein of 693 amino acids.
AUGCGACCUUUCACCUCCAUCGUGAGGCAACGUGCCGGCGCUCCCUCCACAUUAGCGACCCCUACGAAGGGUAUCCUUCGACCACCCUCUAUUCUCGGGCGCCGAAAGAGCGAACACGCUGGUCUCGAUUCCGACCUGGCCGACCCACCAUCGAGUCCCACGAAACGACGCAAGGUAUUCAUCGACGAGCUGAAUAACAAGGUGAUUGAGUUCGGUGAUAGAUCUCUCGACGAAGUCAACAUGGAGGUCCGAAAAGCUUUGGAAGAACAUCUCAUGGGCGAGGAUAGCGACUAUGACAACCUGAAGGAGAUUUUCGCCAACGACAAGCGCAAGUCGCCGUCCGACUUGGGGAGUGACAGCGUCGUGAAGCCGCAAGAGCUCAAGCUAUACAUCUUAGCUUUGACGAAUUGUGUGCCACUUCUCAAGAACCGAGCUUGUAACGGACUCGUGCGCAAUUUUCUCCAAGUGUCAUGGCUCGGUCGUGAUGAGAACUUUUAUAAGGUCUACCUCCAGCUCAUGGCGGCAUUGGUCAGCGCUCAGGGCUCCUACCUAUCGAUUGUUCUGUCCACCAUGAUGGAAAAGUUCUCACACUCCAGUUCAGCCGACUGGAGCAUACCCGAGUACCCUUCAGUAACAAGAGAAGCCAUGCGCGAGAGAUUGCACGGCGCCUUGCGGUAUCUUCUCAAGAUGUUCCCGGCUGCAACACCAGUUCUACGAACACUGAUCAGUGCCAAAUUCCCUUUUGCCGACGAUCCUCAACGAGCCCACGUCGCAUACGUUAAGAAUCUUCUGGCGCUCAAGGAAUACGUAACGGAACUCGAUUUGGAUAUCGUUGAUCUUAUCCUGCAACGGCUGGUGGCUAUCGAUGUUCAGAUGCAAGUCGACCUUGAAGAUUUAGACGACGAACUGACGGCGUCAGUCGCAUACGCUCUGGGCAAGUCGUCAAAUCCUGGGUCUUGGGAGGGUGAUGAGAUGGACCCGGGCGAAGACAAGGACGACGAUGACGACGACGACGAGUCUGUCGAUAGUGACGAUUCAGAUGUUGAUGAUCAAGAGGCCAAGGCACGAACCGUCAAGAGCAAUGUUGAGAAACUGGAUGCCAUCCUCGACACCCUCUUUGAGUAUUACACCCCGCACUUUGCCGACCCUGACUCAGACGACGCUUAUUACGAAUAUGCUCUACUGGUCCAGUCAUUCGGCAAGUUUGUGUUGCCGACGUACAAGUCGAGACAUACGCAAUUUUUGCUCUUCCACUUUGGGCAGCUCUCAGAAAGACUACGCGACACAUUCGUGGGAUCCUUGAUGCACAUCUUCACCGAACAGAACCGACCAGCUUUCGUACGACAGGCCGCAGCCACAUAUCUAGCUGGUUUUGUGGCAAGGGGAGCUCACGUACCAGGAGACUUGGUUCGGACCAUCUUCAAUCUCUUACUGGCACGAAUGAAGUCGUACAGGCUGAGGCACGAUGCACAGUCACGAGGGCCCGAUAUGAAGCGACAUCAAAUAUACUACUCGAUGGCACAGGCCAUAUUGUACGUAUACUGCUUCCGUUGGAAGGAUCUGGUCGUUUCAGUACCAGAACACGUCGAUCCGGAAGAUGCAUCGUCGUAUCUGGGCCACGAACUUGAGUGGAUCCACGGCCUCAAGGAAGAGCUUGCGAGCCACGUAUACUGCAGGAUGAACCCUCUCAAGAUCUGCUCGCCUGCUAUAGUGGACGAGUUUGCCACCCUCGCACACAAGCUGGGACUGAUGUACAUAUUCCCCCGUCUCGCGGAGAACCAACGCCUCCGGCUCUCGCAGUUUGUUUCUGAUACGUACGGCAACGGAGGUGCGUUGCGAGACACGGGCGGUGCGCAAGGGGAAGAGGCCCACCAACUGGAUCCAUACUUCCCUUUCGAUCCCUACCAACUGCCCGUCAGUAAACGUUGGGUCCAUGGCGAUUACGUGCAGUACGAGGCAGUGCCGGGGCUCAACAUGACGGCGGAGAACGACAGCAGCGAUGAAGACGACGAGGAUGACGAGCCGGAUACGGAUGUUGACGAAGAUACGGCGACAGCCAGUGAAAACGAAGACGAGGACUGA